CACGUCAGCCUCAGAGCAAUUUAGUCUCUUUAUAGAAGCUGAAGUCAUCUUUUUUUCCCUUGAAUGUUUUCAGUUAUAAGGAAUUUUUCCUCAAGAGAAAAUAUUUAACGGAAGAUGGAUAAAAUCACGAAGGAUUCAGAACAUCAAACAGACAUUAAUAAAAUAAUGAGUAAAGUUUUAAAAGGGUCGCAGUUUUUUCUGGAAGUAAUUGGAGAGGUAGUCCCUAUUUGCUCAGCAGCAGCAGAAGUAAUAAAGUCAUUUCAAGAUAAUUCUGAAAGCCCACAAAUAGGAAACCUAAAAAUUCAGAUUCAACAAAUUGAUGAAAAGCUCAAUGAUAUUACAGAGAAUUAUAAACAGGUCAACAAGGAGAUUCAAAAACUUCCCAUGGAUGUGAAGUUUUCUAAAAUUGAGGAAAAUAUUAAAGGACAAUAUAUGUAUUAUACAAAAAUUGUAGAUGAAGAGCCAAAGUACAGAGAUAAAAGAAUUGAAGAUUUUUGUGACCUCUUCCCCAAACUGAAAGGAGAAAGCAAUCUCAAUGAGCUCUAUGAUGGUGUGAUGGGAAAUGGAGAAAUAGACAUCCUGGAAACAGUAAAAAAUUACUGGAACAGAGAUCGUCGUGUCAUGGAAGAGUUCUGUGCUCAUUUAGGCUACCUGUUCCUCACUGGGAUAAGUGCAUCGAUGGUGUAUGCUUCACUGAAGGGUUUAGAUGUAUCAAAAAGAGAGAAGGAGUGGUCGGAGAAGAUGACAGCUGUACAAAGUCAAAUGGUAUCCGCCAUAGAAUAUUGCAAAAACAACUUUGAAGACCAGGCUAAAACUGACUUGGAGACAUUUAUUAAGAAGAGCCACCAUCAAUUAUUGGUGGAGAAUCUUUGUAGUUUCUUAGAGAAAAAAUACGAUUGGGUGAAAUGGUCUGUGAAAGUGUACAGUCAUCCUAAAGACAAGAAAAAAGGUACAAAUGAUUGUAUCAUCGGAAACAGGCAUUUUACAUUCUCUGAUGCAGAUGAUCUCCAGGUGGUUGUGUCGUAUUGUACGGUACCAUGUAAAAUUGAUAUGGAACAAAUUCAGCAAACAUUUACAGAGAAAACGGCGAAUGGUAAUAUGAAAGAGCUGGCAGAAGCAAUUAAUGAGAAAAUGCCAAACAGUUUGGUUCAUGUCAUUAAAUCAAGCAAAAAAAUUACAGAAAAGAACAACUUCUCAAAGCAUUGCUAUUAUUAUAAGCAAAACAAAAACUGUCAUCUAUUUGUGCAUUGUUGAUGUGAUACUUUUUGGCCAAUGUGAAGAUCUGUAUAUUUAAGAAAAAAGUAAUAUUUCUGCAUUUUUUAAUAUUGUAAAAUGUAUGCCAGUUGAAGAAUCAAGCCAAAACAGAGCUUUAAGAUGCUUAUCACUAAAUUAUUUAAAUUUUCUAAUACUGAUCAUACCUGUAAUACUGUAGUCAGACAUUUCAACUGAAAAUAGAUGCACAAAAUAAUACUUCAGACAUUGUUGUUGAUCUUUUGGAAAGAAAAUGCACUCUCAUUGUGUGUGCAACUCGUGUGAGGUGCUACAUACAGUAACUCUAGCAGAGUGAGCAAACUAUAUGAAAGAGCUUUAAACACGUUUAAAUUGUGUUUUUUGAAAAUGUUAUUUUACAUUUAUAAAUCAUAAUUGUGGUGAUUGUUGUGGUGGAUGUAAAGUUAUUCAUAUUUUUCUUUAUUGUUUAGUAAUAUUAGGAUUUGCAUUGCUUGUAGAAAAUAUAGCAUGACAUAGCAAAAUAGUCAAGCACCAAAAUAUUGCAAAUAGAUGCUAGCUGUGCAAAAAUAUAGAAGAAGGGCUUACUUUUCAGAAACAACAAAAUUAUUAAAUUUUAGUUACUGAUAAUCACAUCCUGAUUGCUAUUACCACUUUUGUUUUUCUUUAUACAAUUUCCUUUCACAAAUCAAUUUACUUUUGAUUAAAUUUUCUGAUGAGGGAAAAAUAUUGAGCUGGUCACCCCAUUUUAAGAAACAGUCUCCAUUUUCUCCUGUGGAAUUCCCAGGCAUAAAAGCCAAAAGAUAGAACCCCUCCAGUGUGUCCUCAGUCUGUCGCAGGUGUUCUCUUAGGGAGCAUUUUGACUACAUGUACAAAGCACCUGAACAAUGCUCCAUAUUAACAGAUUUGGCUGACAAUUGUUUAAUCAGUACAAAAGAAAUAUUUUGUAAAGCCUUUAUAUGUAAUUUACUUGAAUAACCAUUUCAGAAUAAAUGUCUACUGUACAAUAGAAGGCACUAUUAAACUCUGCAGCCAGUCUGUCAAUCUUCUCAUAAUUAAACAAGAAAAAACAUUUAUUUUCAGGAAGUGAAAUUUAAUUCAAUGAAAUUCUGUGCAAUUCUUAGUUUUUUUUUUGUUUUUUCUCACCACAUAUGUGGUAAUAUACACCAAUCAGCCGCAACAUUUAAACUACUGACAGGAAAAGUGAAUAACAUUAUUUAUCCUGUUACAAUGGCACCUGUCAAGAGGUGGGAUAUAUUAAGCAGCAAGUGAACAGUCAGUUCAUGAAGGUGAUGUCUUGGAAGCAAAACAAAAUGGGCAAGUGUAAGGAUAUGAGCAACUUUGAUGAGAGUCAAAUUGUGACUAGGUCAGAACAUCUCCAAUAUGACAGAUCUUGUGGACUUUUCCCAGUAUACAGUGAUUAGUACCUACCAAAUGCGGUCUAAAGAAAGACAACUGGUAAACUAACAAAGCCAAAGGAUCAUUGAUGGAAAAGGGAGAAAAGGCUAGCUCAUCUGGUCUGAUCCCACAGAAGAAAAGAGUUUCAACACACGCCAACAUGUAAUUUCUGAGGCCAGAGAGAAAAGAUCAUUUUUAUGGGGAUUAUGUGGGUUAAGACUUAUUUUAGUUUAUCUAUUUCAUGAAAAGCUCACAUGUUACGUUGAUGGGGUAAAUUAUUGAGAUUUUAUUAAUACAAGUAAUAAAAGGUAAAGUGUAAAGCUAUUGACAUGAUUUAUGAAGUAGUUUGCUAUGUUUCAACUUAAAUGUAUUACAAUACGCAACUGUGCUUUGAAAUUUUUUAUUUCUU
Messenger RNA from Erpetoichthys calabaricus (reedfish), 3034 nucleotides. Its product is annotated as protein rapunzel-like. Bases 115 to 1254 code for a protein of 379 amino acids. The transcript is spliced from 2 exons. The record is from RefSeq and is a predicted model, not a curated record. Lineage: Eukaryota; Metazoa; Chordata; Cladistia; Polypteriformes; Polypteridae.